AUGAUUCGCCGCAAGCCAACCGUUAUAACUGUCACGUCCGAAGAUAUCUUGGCCUUUGAAGAAGCCCGUCUUCGCCAACAGGAGCAGCAACAAGAGCAGCAGAACGUGGCCAAGAACAGCGAGAAUAAAUCCGGAGCUGUUGAUCCGAAUGAUGAAUUGAAACCUCUACCGGGUGAUAAGGCAAGGAUUAUCAGAAGCAGAGAUGAGAGAAUUGGUGUUAGCCGGAGAGGGUGA
Messenger RNA from Coccidioides posadasii C735 delta SOWgp, 234 nucleotides. The record is from RefSeq and is a predicted model, not a curated record. Lineage: Eukaryota; Fungi; Ascomycota; Eurotiomycetes; Onygenales; Onygenaceae.